AUGGAUUCAGAACAAGCUAAGACUCCUAUCGGAUUUCUCUCCUCCUCCUCCACCCAAACCCCUAACUCACUCUCUCUUGCUUCACACUCCAGCCCGCGCCAAUUCGAAUCCACAAUCCUCUCCUUCCUUUUGUUACCUGAUUCUCCGUUGUUCUCCAAUAGCUCCUCCUUUGACCGAGUGCUUCAUGACUUUCUCUCCACAUCUAGUGAUGAUGACUCUGCUCAUGAUCAACUCAUUGACCGCACUCUUCAACGUGUCUCACUUCUUCUUGAAUCCACUAAACGGUGCUUUCGUAAGCGACUCACACUCUACAAUUCCGUCUCAUGGUUCCUCCCUCAAGACCUCACAAUUAAGGUGUUUUCGAUGCUUGAUACAAAGUCUCUAAUGCAAGCUGCGGCUUGUUGCACCAUGUUUAGCAAAUCUGCCAGACCUUUAUGUUAUUCCCACAUAGACUUGACAAACGCAUCUACACAUGUUGAUGAUGUUGUUUUGCGUACUAUGAUCCAUCGUGCUGGAAAUAAACUCAGAUCCCUUAAAGUUGGUAAUGAUGGUUUUAACUAUUUCCACACUUUUCCUACAAUCCACUAUUAUCUUCUGAUCCUGAAUUCACUUGGACGCUGGAGGUUCGAGUCCUUGACACUUGACAGACAAGAGUAGCUGAAGUGAGAGAGCGUUUCUGUAGUGACACACAAGGAUGAACAACGAGGAUACAAUGAAUCUAAAUGACGCAGAAGACUACAUGAGUGGGGAUGAGCUGAUUGAUUAAAACUCAGAUGGAGAUGAAGCAGUAGCAGUGGAGGAUACUCUCAUGAGCACAGCUGAAACCCGUGCCAAAAGAGGUAAACGCAGAACCUCUACAUGCUGGAAGCAUUUUAGGAUAGUAGGAGAGAAGUAUCCAGAUGGUUCGAAUGACGUAGUGUGCAAAUUUUGCAAACACAACAACUACUUAAACCUGCGUAGGAGUGGAACAUCUAGUCUUUUGCGUCAUAUGAAAGUAUGUACUUUGAAUCCUGUCCCUGGUACACCUGGAUCUGGUAGGAAGAUAGAUCAGCUUGUGUUUCGUGAGAUGAUUGCAAUAGCCUUGAUUGAGCAUAACCUGCCGUACUCUUUUGUUGAGUACAGAAGAGUUAGGGAAGCGCUUCAUUAUGUGAAUCCUGGUAUAGAGUUCUGGUGUAGGGUUACAGCUGCUAAAGACUGU
Molecule: messenger RNA, 1198 nt
Organism: Brassica oleracea var. oleracea
Lineage: Eukaryota; Viridiplantae; Streptophyta; Magnoliopsida; Brassicales; Brassicaceae
Product: F-box protein At4g02733-like
Molecular function (GO): protein binding
Source: RefSeq, a predicted model, not a curated record